UUCCGACCGUGGAGUGAAGUGAACGCUUUUCUCGACGGUGACUUCUAGUUUUAGCACAAUCAAAACGCCUUGUAUCUAGACUCGACAUCCGUUCGGCAUGCAGCAGUCGCCAGUAGCGGAGAAUACUUUCGUUUUCGAACCGGCUAUAAACUGAUUUAUCUCGCAUGACCUGAGUCAAGCGCACCGUUCCAACGCCAAUGGUGAUAAAAUCUGGUACAGAUUAUUGCCAGUAGUAAUAGUUAAUGCCACAAAUCAUUGCUGUCAGUAAAUUCAAUUGAGAAAAGCAACAGUUUUCGUCUUGGCUAUUGUUAAUAGAAGAAAUGCAACUUUUAGUGUUGUCACUCUCGUCGUGAACAAAGUUUUCCCUUUCAAUUUUCAUUAUCAUUCGUCUAUCUCUCCUCUCACACUUUUUGUACGAAUUCUACACCGCAGUCUGAACGGAGUGUGUUUGAUCAAUAUCUGGAAGACUACUUCUGCUGUGGCGUUCAGUGUAGUAUCAGUCCAACGUCGACCGCUAGAACCGAGUGAUGCAGGAGUGUCUUGCAGAGCGCACCGAGAGCAUUGUUUUUCAGUGACUUGGUUUUGCUAAUUAAUUACCGCAUAUAAUUUUCGCAAGUUGUUCGACGGAAAACUCGCGAGAUCAGUGAUACGGUGACAUACGAUCAGUCAAGGUGUGCCAAUAAGAAUUUGACUCCGCACGGAAUUGAAAUCAUGAUUCCAAUAUUUAGCAAAUUUGAGUUCAGAGAAGGUGUGAAGCAGAUCGUAGGCGUGUCGGAUAUCACCGAAAACCGAAACAUAUGGCGCAUGCUUAUCGCGGAAUUCCUUGGGACUUUCUUCCUGGUAUCGGUCGGUAUCGGUAGCACAAUGGGCUGGGGCGACGGUUAUGAACCGACGAUGACGCAGAUCGCGUUCACCUUCGGCCUAGUGGUCGCUACAUUGGCCCAGGCGUUUGGGCACGUGAGCGGCUGCCACAUCAACCCAGCGGUUACAAUUGGCUUAAUGGUAACGGCCGACAUUAGCAUACUGAAGGGAGCCUUCUACAUCGUGUCACAAUGUGUGGGAGCGAUCGCAGGUGCUGCGAUUAUUAAGGCAGCCACUCCAUCAGAUGUCAUUGGAGGUUUAGGUGUAACUGGAAUCGAUCCACGUCUAACACCUGGACAGGGAGUUCUAAUUGAAGCUCUAAUCACCUUCAUUCUGGUUUUUGUUGUCCAUGGUGUCUGUGACAAUCGUCGUUCCGAUAUCAAAGGAUCUGCCCCACUAGCUAUCGGGCUAUCUAUCACUGCCGGCCAUCUUAGUGCGAUUAAGUACACUGGUGCUAGUAUGAAUCCGGCGCGUUCAUUUGGACCAGCUGUGGUAAUGGGCAACUGGGUCGAUCAGUGGGUAUAUUGGGUCGGCCCGAUUGUAGGGGGCAUCAUCGCUGGUGCUAUUUAUCGUCUGUUCUUCAAAGUAAGAAAAGGUGACGAGGAAUCCGGUUCUUAUGAUUUUUAAAUCGUUAAUCUCGUUGUUUUAUUUAGCAAAACUGUAAUCCAUUAACCGAAAUUAAUAAUUACUAACAUUUGAAUUUCCCCUCAAUUUUUCUUGUCCCUUCAUUCUAGAUGAACACUAACAAAGUAGGCCAAGUGACUAACGACGUUCAGUACAUAUAGUCGCGGGCUAGCCCAUCACCCACAUAUGUAGUAAUCGAUAGUACCAUAAGUUAUCUAAUGUGAACAACAACCUAACAAAAUAAUAUCCGCAACUACCACUCAUUUGCGUUUAGAGCAAACCAACCAUGGAAUCAAUUCUUAACAAAGCAUUCGAAAGAUGAAGCAAUACGUGUGCUAUACAGCUUAUCGAAGGAGCGUUCCUGGUCUAAAACAAAUUCCACCUAAAUUACAACGCCAAAUUCAUGCAAGAUACGUAUAUUCUAAACCCUCACGUAUUUGAACCUGUUAGCAAAAGAUUAGUUUAAACUCAUUGUUUGUACAAAACUUAGUGGCCUAUUUCUAAACCCAUCUGGUACCUACAACGCCAAAGAAUUGUAUUGCACGUUUUGGGAAGCUUAGAAGCUAACAGCACACUUUCGAAGAACAAUUUUUGUUCAGUGUACAUAUUCAUAUAUUCUAACUUCCUUCUAGUUAGUCUUCCUUGAAAGAUAGUCUGCCUACAUUUCAAUAGUAUAGCAAAUACAACUAACAACAAAAUGAGAUCUUCUAUUUACCACCUGCUUUUGUACAGAAUAAAAAUUACUACAUUAUUAUCUUGUGUGACGCAGAAUUGCUGUAUAUAAAUAAGUCUUUAAAUUAAUUUAUGUAUCUAUCUAUCUAUCUAUAUCUAAUCUAAAGUAAAUGUUAUAGGCUAAAGUUAAUCAAGGUGCUGGGUUCUAGACACAAUAGAAAGAUCAUAGCUUAUUUAAUCUAUGUGCCGACGAAAACUGAUUUUUCCUGAACUAAUCAGAUUAUUUCACUCAUCAACGCCUACUUUUUAUAGUUAUUUGUUACUAACGCUUUUCAGUUGUUUACACCAAAUCAAUUAAAAACAGUUGAUUAAUCUAUACUUGUUUUUACACACGUAAAUUCAAGUUUGCGUUUCUGUUAUUAUUAUUUCAUUUUUUGUUUUCUAAUUAUUUAUGUAUAAAUUUUUGUUAAAAUCCUUUUUGCAUUAUUAUCAAAACAAGUUAUCACACCGCAAACAAUGAAUUAAUGCUCGCUCCAAAUGUACUGUUUGGUAUAUUGAUGUGCGUUUAAGUCCGCUCUAGGGACAAUUUACAAGAAAUUUAAAAAAUACAAACUAGUUCUAUAAUAAAAUGAAUGGAUUCGCAAAACUUCACUUUAAACCGAAACAUUUAAAUUGCAGUUAGUUAAAUACACAAUAGUUUACCAAGACCUCGUUAAUCAUUUUUAUACCUAUGGUACAUGUGUUGCGAUACAUCUUUUAAACGUUGUAACAAUGCGGUGAUGAAAUUUAUGCAAAAAAUGAGCGGUUAAAUCCCAUUUGUAUCUUCUCGUAUGUAUUAUAUACAUUGGAAUUUACACACGUUUUUAUUCUAAAGAAAUAUGUUAAAUAAAUAUAGUAAACAUUGACAAA
Messenger RNA from Malaya genurostris, 3066 nucleotides. RefSeq names its product aquaporin AQPAe.a (gene Drip). Gene Ontology annotation, biological process: transmembrane transport. Bases 712 to 1488 code for a protein of 258 amino acids. Lineage: Eukaryota; Metazoa; Arthropoda; Insecta; Diptera; Culicidae. Gene Ontology annotation, cellular component: plasma membrane. The transcript has 6 exons. Gene Ontology annotation, molecular function: water channel activity. The record is from RefSeq and is a predicted model, not a curated record.